Molecule: messenger RNA, 1124 nt
Organism: Osmerus eperlanus (European smelt)
Lineage: Eukaryota; Metazoa; Chordata; Actinopteri; Osmeriformes; Osmeridae
Gene: tatdn3l
Product: putative deoxyribonuclease TATDN3
Exons: 10
Coding region: 106-918 (270 amino acids)
Molecular function (GO): hydrolase activity, acting on ester bonds
Source: RefSeq, a predicted model, not a curated record
CGGAAGUCCGUCUGUCACAAAUGCUGCGCACAGCCCACAGCGUAGGGUCCCCAGUGCAGUCUCCAUGCAGGCGCUGUGCAUUUAUGUUGGCUGUAUCAAAUACAAAUGCAGGGGUUCAUCGACUGUCACUGUCAUAUCUCAGCAGAAGAUUUUGACCAGGACAUUGAGGAAGUGAUUGAUAAUUCAAAAAAGGCUGGGGUUUCUGCGCUGCUAGCCGUUGCAGAACAUGCUGGCGAGUUUGAGAAAAUCAUUCAAUUGUCAAAAAGGUUUCCUGGCUUUAUUUUCCCGUGUUUGGGAGUCCACCCUGUACAAGGUUCCCCCCCAGCGCAACAGCGGGGGGCCACUCUGGAGGACUUGGAUGCUGCUCUGCCCCUAAUAGAGAAAUAUAAACACCAUCUCGUGGCUAUUGGAGAGGUAGGCCUGGAUUUUACCCCCAGGUAUGCCAGUAGUGACACUGAUAAAGAUGCACAGAGACAGGUGCUUGUUCGUCAGGCAGAGAUUGCCAAACAGCUUGACCUGCCCUUAAAUGUUCAUUCUAGAUCUGCUGGCAGGCCCACCAUACACCUCUUAAAGGAGCAAGGUGUUGAGAAAGCUUUGCUCCAUGCUUUUGAUGGAAAGCCCUCUGUGGCGAUGGAGGGUGUGAGAGCAGGUUACUACUUCUCCAUCCCGCCAUCCAUCAUAAGAAGUGAACAGAAGCAGAAGCUUGUAAAACAGCUACCUCUGGAGAGCAUAUGUCUAGAAACAGAUUCACCUGCCCUGGGUCCAGAGAAGCAGGUCCGAAAUGAGCCCAAAAAUAUUUCUGUUUGUGCCGAAUACAUCAGCAAGAUCAAGGGAGUCCCCUUGGAGACGGUGUUGGAAGUGACGACCCAGAACGCCCUCCGCCUGUUCCCUAAUCUGAAAACUGUCGUCAGGGUCUGACCUGCCCAUUCUGGGAGGAUCUUUACCCUUUCAUCGGACUGUGUCUGUUCUGAAGGACUUUGUUCAGUUGCCACAGUCUGCUGCUGUGAUUUAUGUUACAUUUUUUGUUUAUUCUUUUAUAGCAGACAACUGCAGUGGGAUUAUGGCCUUAUAGGACCCUGACUGCUGUGCAAAGUUGAAUUUGAAAAAUAAAAUGAAUAACAAGA